CCUCUCGGUUUCCGUAGACCCGGAAGUGGUGUUUCACAACCGGCAGCAACGCCGAAGUCCGGCGUGACAUUCAGCCGCUGUUGGUGUCUGACUGGCGGCCUCAUUAUCUGCUGCGUGUGCCUGCCAACAUGACACUUCUUCGAAAGGCACUCUCUUUGGCAAAAAGGCCACCUCUCACCUCAGGAGGCGUCACUAUUAAGAAGGUGCUCGUCAACAGCUGCCGACCAUGCUGCUCGGCGGUGCUCCCCAACCACAUGAUUCGCAACAUCGGCAUCUCGGCGCACAUCGACUCGGGGAAGACCACCUUGACCGAGCGUGUGCUGUACUACACCGGGAGAAUCGCGGAGAUACACGAGGUGAAGGGGAAGGAUGGCAUUGGAGCCACAAUGGACUCCAUGGAGCUGGAAAGGCAAAGAGGCAUUACCAUCCAGUCAGCUGCUACCUACACCAUGUGGAAGAACCACAACAUCAACAUCAUUGACACACCAGGACACGUGGACUUCACCAUCGAAGUAGAGCGAGCGUUGCGAGUGCUGGACGGCGCCGUGUUGGUUCUCUGCGCCGUGGGGGGGGUCCAGUGUCAGACGAUGACGGUGAACCGGCAGAUGAAACGCUACAACGUGCCCUUCCUCACCUUCAUCAACAAAUUGGACCGCCUGGGCGCCAACCCUGGACGAUCUCUGCAGCAGCUGAGAACCAAACUGAACCAGAAUGCAGCCUUCGUGAACAUCCCCAUUGGCCUGGAGGGGAACAUGAGGGGCAUCAUCGACCUCGUAGAGGAGAGAAGCGUGUAUUUCGAAGGACCUUUUGGUCAAGUCACCCGUUAUGACGAGAUCCCAGCAGACUUUCGCGUGGAGGCAGCAGACCGGAGGCAGGAACUGCUUGAGUGUGUGGCCAACGCAGAUGAAGCCUUAGGGGAGAUGUUCUUGGAGGAAAUAAUUCCAACCACUGAUGACUUGAAGGCUGCAAUCCGCCGGGCCACAGUGCAGCGUCUCUUCUCGCCAGUGCUGGUGGGCACGGCGCUGAAGAACAAAGGUGUUCAGCCUCUGUUGGACGCGGUUCUCGAUUUCCUGCCCAACCCCACCGAGGUCAACAACUAUGCUACCCUCAAUAAUGAAGAUUCCAGUGAGACAUCAAGAAUCCAGUUGGACCCGAAAAGAGACUCCUCAAACCUCUUUAUCAGUCUAGCCUUCAAACUGGAGGCGGGUCGAUUCGGUCAGCUGACGUACAUGAGGGUGUACCAGGGAUGCUUAAAGAAGGGAGAGUACAUCUACAACACCCGCACAAACAAGAAAGUGCGUGUGCAGAGGCUGGUGCGCCUACAUGCCGAUCAGUUGGAGGAUGUGGAGGAAGUGUAUGCAGGUGAUAUCUGUGCUCUGUUUGGUAUCGACUGUGCCAGCGGAGACACUUUCACUGCCAAGACCAGCCAAAGCCUCUCUAUGGAAUCAAUACACAUCCCAGAUCCGGUCAUUUCUAUGUCCAUGAAGCCAGCCAACAAGAACGACUUGGAUAAAUUCUCUAAAGGCAUCAGCCGUUUUACCCGGGAAGAUCCAACAUUCCGUGUUCUUUUUGACCCGGAGAGUAAAGAGACCAUCAUCUCGGGCAUGGGAGAGCUGCACUUGGAGAUCUACUCCCAGAGGAUGGAGAGAGAAUACAACUGUCCCUGUGUGAUGGGAAAACCUAAAGUGUCUUUCAGGGAGACCAUCACUGCACCUGUGCCGUUUAACUUCACUCACAAGAAACAGAGUGGAGGUUCUGGUCAAUACGGUAAAGUUAUUGGCGUUCUUGAGCCUCUGGAGUCAGAAGAUAACACCAAGGUGGAGUUUGAUGACCAGACUAUGGGAACCAAUGUCCCCAAGCAGUUUAUUCCGGCUGUAGAAAAGGGCUUCAGGGAGGCGUGCGAGAAAGGACCUCUGAGCGGCCACAAGAUCUCAGGAGUCCGAUUCGUCCUGGAAGAUGGGGCAAAUCACAUGGUGGACUCCAACGAGAUCUCCUUCAUUCGUGCAGGAGAGGGCGCACUAAAGCAAGCUAUGGAAAAGGCCAACGCCACCAUCCUGGAGCCCAUCAUGUCGGUAGAAAUUGUGGCCCCUCAGGACUUCCAGGGCGCGGUUAUUGCGGGCGUGAACCGUCGCCAUGGCACCAUCACCGGGCAGGACGGUGCUGAAGGAUAUUUCACCUUGUACGCCGAAGUUCCACUAAACGACAUGUUUGGCUACGCCACAGAACUACGCUCCUGUACUGAAGGGAAAGGCGAGUACACCAUGGAAUACAGCAGAUAUCAGCCCUGCCUGCCAAGCACCCAGGAAGAUCUCAUCCACAAAUACUUGGAGGCUACAGGCCAACUUCCUGCUAAGAAGAGCAAGUGGAAGAGCUGAGAACUUUCUUAACAUUUUGUGGACUUGUUGAGUAUGACAGUAUGUAUUUCCUUCAAGUCACUUUUAGUCAUUUAAUUAUGUGGAGAGCAAGAUGGAUCGUCUCCCUUUGUCCAGCUUCCUCUGGGAAAUCACAUUUAUUGUAGUACCGUACAUUUUUUAGAAUCGUUAGAAAACAGCAUCCAAAAAAUGCUGGUUAGGCAGAAAAUCAUCGGAAGCCAAUUUUGGUUACUUCAUUAAUAUUCAUAAUUCAUCUACGUACAGUAGAGGCCAAACACCUCAUUUCAAUGUCUUUUCUCUAUUUUCAUGACUAUUUACCUUGUAGUUUGUCACAUCAAAACUAUGACACCUGUGAAGUGAAAAGCAUUCCAGGUGACUACCUCUUGAAGCUCAUGGAGAGAAUGCCAAGAGUGUGCAAAGCAGUAAUCAGAGCAAAGGGUGGCUAUUUUGAAGAAACUUGAACAUAAAACAUGUUUUCAGUUAUUUCACCUUUUUUUUUUGUUAAGUACAUAACUCCACAUGUGUGCAUUAACAGUUUUAAUGUGACAAUCUACAAUGUAAAUAGUCAUGAAAAUAAAGAUUGAAUGAGGAGAAGGUGUGUCCAAACUUUUGGUCUGUACUGUGUGCAAAACAAUAACAAUCCCAUAAAAAUCUAAACUUGCUACACAAUGAUGGCAAACUAACAUAAUGAUGUUUUACAUUUCAUAUUUAAAAAAAACCCAACAUUCCAGGUGACUACCUCUUGAAGCUCAUGGAGAGAAUGCCAAGAGUGUGCAAAGCAGUAAUCAGAGCAAAGGGUGGCUAUUUUGAAGAAACUAGAAAUUUCAAGAAAUAUCCUAAAACAUACAGUACAGGCCAAAAGUUUGGACACACCUUCUCAUUCAAUGUGUUUUCUUUAUUUUCAUGACUAUUUACAUUGUAGAUUGUCACAUCUAAACUAUGAAUGAACACAUGUGGAGUUAUGUACUUAACAAAAAAGGUGAAAUAACUGAAAACAUGUUUUAUAUUCUAGUUUCUUCAAAAUACCCACCCUUUGCUCUGAUUACUGCUUUGCACACUCUUGGCAUUCUCUCCAUGAGCUUCAAGAGGUAGUCACCUGAAAUGCUUUUCACUUCACAGGUGUGCUUGAAGCUCUUGGAGAGAAUGCCAAGAGUGUGCAAAGCAGUAAUCAGAGCAAAGGGUGGCUAUUUUGAAGAAACUAGAAUAUAAAGGAUACUUUUUCUGUUAAGUACAUAACUCCACAUGUGUUCAUUCACAGUUUUGAUGUGACAAUCUACAAUGUGAAUAGUCAUGAAAAUAAAGAUUGAAUAAAAAGGUGUGUCUAAA
Nerophis ophidion (straightnose pipefish) is the source of this 3698-nucleotide messenger RNA. RefSeq names its product G elongation factor, mitochondrial 1 (gene gfm1). NCBI's taxonomy places the organism in Eukaryota, Metazoa, Chordata, Actinopteri, Syngnathiformes, Syngnathidae. Gene Ontology annotation, cellular component: mitochondrion. The record is from RefSeq and is a predicted model, not a curated record. Gene Ontology annotation, molecular function: GTP binding; translation elongation factor activity; GTPase activity. Gene Ontology annotation, biological process: mitochondrial translational elongation. Bases 129 to 2375 code for a protein of 748 amino acids. The transcript has 18 exons.